CAUCAUCAGAUCAACAACAUUAGUUCCUAAACUUAUAUAUUAUUCCUAGAUAGCAGAGAACAUUAUGGGUAGAGCUCCUUGUUGUGACAAAGCCAACGUGAAGAAAGGGCCAUGGUCUCCCGACGAAGAUGCCAAGCUCAAGGCAUAUAUCCACCAACACGGCACCGGAGGCAAUUGGAUCGCCCUUCCCCAUAAAAUAGGCCUAAAGAGAUGCGGGAAGAGUUGUCGAUUAAGAUGGCUCAACUAUCUCCGACCAAACAUCAAGCAUGGGGAGUUUACUAGGGAAGAAGACAACAUUAUCUGCGCUCUCUACCUAAGCAUCGGUAGCAGGUGGUCGAUUAUAGCCGCACAGUUACCUGGGAGAACAGAUAAUGACAUCAAGAACUACUGGAACACAAAGCUGAAGAAAAAGCUGUUAGGUAUCAAGCAAAGAAGGGAUCAUACGGUGGAGAUGAUGUCAAGCAAGGAAAGGGAGAAGUUGCAGGCUGAUCAGACGGCGGUGAAUGUAUGCCCGCCGCCGGUAGCGUUUCCGGCACCGGAAAUUCUGUGCGAAUAUCCUAUGUUCACGACCAUGGGUUGCAUAACCAACACUUAUUCAUCGUCUUUCGCGACUAAUAACAACUAUUCACCCCUCGUCAUGAGUGAUGCCAUAGCCACAAAUGAUGUUUUCCGACAAGCUUUCAAUUUCCCAACGACUGAGCUCAACCACCAUGACUUUCUUUACGGUUACAAUUCGCCGCAGCAGCUAGCUGACAGAUAUAGCAGCACCAUAACUUCUGGUUCUUCUUCAGAAGGCACAAGUAGUUGCUGGGAAGAUAUAAGCUCUCUGGUUUAUCCACCGCCAAAAAUGGUGUCCACCAAUCAUCAUCUUGAUGAGAUUUGUCCUCCCACCAUGUUUUCAAACCCUAAUCUGCCCUGAUACCAAUUAUCAAGAUACCACUAUCUCAAAAGUUAUAGCUGGUAGCAAAUUGUGCAAUUUUAUUUUCUUAAACUUGCAUAACAGUCAGCACCACAUUUCGAUGAGAGGAUCUCUAGCCUGCAAUGCAAUAAUAAUAAUAGCAACACAUUUUGUUAAUCCCAGUGAGCUUAGCUUUCAGUGAAUGAAUCAGGAAAUAGAUAUGGGUGUACGAUUAUUAUUAUUAUUAUUAUUGCACUAUCAUUUUCAUAUUGAUUGGCGAUAUGAUCAUAUUCUUUAAAGUCUGUGUGUCAAAGAAAA
Messenger RNA from Ipomoea triloba (trilobed morning glory), 1216 nucleotides. RefSeq names its product transcription factor RAX3-like. The record is from RefSeq and is a predicted model, not a curated record. The transcript is spliced from 3 exons. The coding region runs from base 65 to 919 and encodes 284 amino acids. NCBI's taxonomy places the organism in Eukaryota, Viridiplantae, Streptophyta, Magnoliopsida, Solanales, Convolvulaceae.